Messenger RNA from Closterium sp. Yama58-4, 786 nucleotides. The record is from the annotation of a GenBank genome assembly. NCBI's taxonomy places the organism in Eukaryota, Viridiplantae, Streptophyta, Zygnematophyceae, Desmidiales, Closteriaceae.
AUGGUGAAAUCUCUAGGCAGACCUGGCGUGGCAGCAGCACCGUUUUCAGAUGCCUCAGAAGGCUUCCCCAGAUCUACCAAGCUUGGUCCACUCUAUCACACCUUCCAAUGCUUCUGCCUCUCCAUCCCUCUCCUCUCCAUCCCUCUCCUCUACACCCUUAUCCUCUUGAAUCCUCUCCUCUUCUAUUCUGCCCUCUUCGAUCGUACACUCGUGUUUCCCCCCUCCUCUUUUCUCCUCUUCCAUUCUCUCCACUUCCCCUCUCGUCUCAUUCCCCCUCGCAUCCUUCCCCUUCCCAUCCCUCCUCCCCUCCCUCUUCUCCCCUUCCUUCCUCCCUUCCUUCCUCCCAUCUUUCCUUCUCCUAGAAGACACCUCACCUCCUCCCUCCUCCUCCAUUCCUCCAACAACCCCAUUCCGCCUGCUACUGCUCUUCUCCAACCUUCUCACAUCGCUACUGCUCGGACUCACAAUCUCCCCCGUUCCCCUGCUACUACUCUUCCCCAUCCUCCUCCCAUCACUAAUGUUCGGACUCACAAUCUCACCUGUUCGCCUGCUACUGCUCUUCCCCAACCGUCUCCCAUCACUACUGCUUGGACUCACAAUCUCCUCCGUUCCCCUGCUACCACCACCCUCCCUCCUGCUACUGCUCUUCCCCAUUUUUCUCCCAUCACUUGGACUCACCACCUGCCCCGUUCCCCUACUACUGCCACUCUCCCUCGUACUACCACCACCAACCUCUCUCCUACUACUGCCACUCUCCCUCCUGCUGCCACCAAGCUCCCUCCUUAG